AUGUCAGCAACCAAGUCUCUCGUCUGGCUCAUAACAGGCAGUUCCUCUGGCUUUGGAAAAUCUUUGACACUUCAUGCUCUUAGAGCUGGACACAAAGUAAUUGCUACCUCUAGAACUCCAUCAGGAGUACCAAAGCCGGUGGAAGAGGUAGAGGAGUUGGGUGGAAUUUAUCUCCAGCUUGACGUCACUUCCCCAAAAGAAAAACUACAAAAGAUUGUCGAAGAAGGCGUGAGACAGUUCGGCAGAAUCGACGUUCUGAUCAACUGUGCCGGUAUUGGAAUACUUGGGGCUUUAGAGGAUGUCAGUAAGUUCCAACCCCAACAAUCAUAUAAACCGCAACUAAAAGAGACUUCUAGCGAGCAAGAAUGCCAGAACAUCAUGGCAACCAACGUCUUCGGACCUCUCAAUUUGAUUCAAAUCAUCCUCCCGUAGACGCGCUCCCAAAAAUCCGGGACAAUCGUCAAUAUCUCCUCGGGCUCGGGAAUAGACCCACGUCUAUCGAUGGGAUUACACGGAGCAUCAAAAUUCGCGCUCGAGGGAUUAUCUCAGGGUCUGGCGAAAGAAGUAUCUUGUUUCGGAAUACGGAUUCUGAUCGUUCAGCCGGGUGCAUUUACGACAAGAAUGAUGAAUUCCGUGACUCUCACAGAAAAGAGAUCGAAGGCGUACGAGGGGACAGAUGUCGGACAAUGGAUGGCGAAGUUUCAUCCUGAUUCGCCAGAGGGCAAGAACUUCAAAGCUCCUCAUGAUGUUGAAAAGGGGGCUGCAGCCAUACUGGAGGUAGUGACAGGAACGGGAAGGGGUGAAGGAAAACUGGAGCAUUUACGAUUACUCCUCAGCCGAGAGGUGGCAGAGGGGACAAAGAAAAGGGUUGAAGGAAUAAUGGCAGAUCGCGAGGCUUUUCGGGAUAUCUGGGAGAACACUGUUCAUGAUGGUGGUGUUUUGAAGGCUUAUGAAGACUUGUGA
Hymenoscyphus albidus is the source of this 963-nucleotide messenger RNA. NCBI's taxonomy places the organism in Eukaryota, Fungi, Ascomycota, Leotiomycetes, Helotiales, Helotiaceae. The record is from the annotation of a GenBank genome assembly.